AUGGACCGGAAUGGGAUUUCGGAUACCUCCUCGGCCAUGGCGUUGGACGACGUACCUCAUUCGGGCCCAAAUGGCUCUCAUCCGCUUUCCGUGACCGGACAACAAUGCAAUACCACCACACCUACCCACUUUGACCCAAUGUCGGCAACAGGGUGGAACCCAUUUGGGACCACAAGUAUGGACUCUAUGGUGCGGGCGUUGGACGGGUCUCUGUUUAGCCCCGGUGGUUCUCUUCCCUGGGGCGACGACUACACGCCGUUGACUGAUCCCAUGUCUGUCGGGAAUACCUUCGCCGGCGCCAUGGACGAGUCCACCAACCCAGGAUCAUCGUACUUCUUGCCCCUCCAUGAGAUCUCCAAGCCAGUGGGACCGUUAGAUGCUCCCCAACCAGGGGCAUUGACAGCAAAUUCCUACAACGCCAACUCUCCUUACAAUGUUCCAUCCUUAUCAUCCUCUUCCUCAGAUAGCCAUUAUCGGGACAGUUCCUCUCGUGGGGAGGAGAACGAUCCUACACAGGGACUGCUCCGCGGUGACCAUUCUCCGCGGUUGACUCUUGGCUACCACUUUGUCCCGAAGGUCGGUCCCUUUGCUAUGCGAGAUUACGAUGAAACCUACCGAGAUUUGUUCACGGUGCUCCGCGAUUAUCCGGGUAUGAUCCUAGAGCGGGAGUUCUGGUCGCCAUUUGUACAUCAUCGUCUGUACCGUUGCUCGAUGGGCGGCAUGGCCGAACCCAUGGGAAUCGCUUUGGCCUGUGUAUCGGCACAUGCCAGUUCAGUCGAGUCGAGCUAUGGGUUCGUAGAUCGCAUGAUUAACGAAGAACGCGACAAGCUCGUUCGCAACUUCCACAAGCACGUCGACACCCCAGAGACAUGUCUAGCCGCAGUACACGCAGUGUGCCUGUACCAGAUUCUGGGCCUCUUUGGAGAUAAUUUCUUGCCCGCAGCUAUUGUCCGGCCUCAAGUCCCGAAGGAGAUCAAUGACAAGCGCCGCGAGGAAAAUGAGCGAGCGGCCGAGUUGCACAGUUCCUUUUUGAUGAAGAUGGCUCGUCGGCUAUACAAGAUGCAUCAGGAAAAGCUCUUGACCCACCACAACGACGAGACUGAUUGGAACCGGUGGAAAUAUGCUGAAUCUCUCCGUCGGAACUUCUUCUUUGUUAACAUGAUAAACAUCCUCGGGGCAAAGGCCCGUUUACUCAAUGAACAGUACUUUGAACCCCUUGGCGACGACAUCGUCCUCCAACUCCCCCUUCCAGCCACGGAGCAUAUGUGGCGCUGUUGCGACGAAGAGGAGUGGGCGAUAGCUCGUGAGCACGCAAUGCGUCGGCCGGCCAACAGUCCUCCUGUGGCCCGAACAUUGCGCGAGCUGUUAGAGCAAGACAAGGCAGGGACCUUGGAUGCUUCUACGCUGUUGCCCGUUACUCGACUGAUUUUCGCAUGUGCUAAGGUUGCCCCGAAGGGUGAUUCCCUUGGUGAUUUAUGA
This is a messenger RNA of Aspergillus oryzae RIB40, 1479 nucleotides long. RefSeq lists its product as uncharacterized. The coding region runs from base 1 to 1479 and encodes 492 amino acids. NCBI's taxonomy places the organism in Eukaryota, Fungi, Ascomycota, Eurotiomycetes, Eurotiales, Aspergillaceae. The record is from RefSeq and is a predicted model, not a curated record. The transcript is spliced from 2 exons.